AUGGCAUCUGAAACCACUGGUUCCUGCCUUUGUGGCGCCUGUGCUUACUCUUACGCCGGAGAGCCAGCCGUGAAGGCUCUCUGUUACUGCGGUCCUUGCCGCCGAGUUUCUGGAGGCACCAACACCGUCAACUUUGUCAUCCCCGAAGAAAAGUUCACCGUGAAAAAGGGCCAGACCAAGUCCUACUCGGCCCAGCACGAGUAUGGGAUGACGCUCACCAUCUUCUUCUGUCCCGAUUGCGGAAGUACUUUGUGGAAGGAGGCGACUGCGGAGCAGUUCAGGGGGGUGAAGCUGAUUCAAGGAGGAAGUUUGGACGAUGCCAAGAAAUUGAACGUCACGAUUGAUGCCGAGUUUUAUGCCCCGGAGAGAGCAUCAUAUCUAGCUCCUAUUGAGAAUGCGGCUCAGAGCAAGGACUUUUAG
Molecule: messenger RNA, 420 nt
Organism: Fusarium vanettenii 77-13-4
Lineage: Eukaryota; Fungi; Ascomycota; Sordariomycetes; Hypocreales; Nectriaceae
Exons: 2
Coding region: 1-420 (139 amino acids)
Molecular function (GO): carbon-sulfur lyase activity
Source: RefSeq, a predicted model, not a curated record